Molecule: messenger RNA, 2680 nt
Organism: Odontomachus brunneus
Lineage: Eukaryota; Metazoa; Arthropoda; Insecta; Hymenoptera; Formicidae
Gene: Rrp5
Product: rRNA biogenesis protein rrp5-like
Exons: 3
Biological process (GO): rRNA processing
Cellular component (GO): nucleolus; small-subunit processome; nucleus
Molecular function (GO): protein binding; RNA binding
Source: RefSeq, a predicted model, not a curated record
UUGGUGAGAUUUUACGGCGACAUUAAAGGAUGGGUCCCACGCACUGUAUUGGACAGCAACACGUCCGAUAUGAAUUGGAAUUACACAUUGGGACAGACCGUCACGGUGCUGAUCGACUCGAUCGAGAAGGACGAGGAUAAAAUGAAACUCAGAAUAAUCAUGGGAGAACAGAAACAACAACAGUCCAUUAACAUGAAGAUCGGGGAACUGAUCGAAGGAGUAAUAAUGGAAUCGUCCAUGGAAGGAAUACAUCUGAGAGUACGUAAGACCGACAAUGAGGUCACGGUUGGCUUCUUACCGGCCGGUCACAUGUCUCCGUGCAUAGAAAUCGGCGGUCUACUCGCGUCGAAAUGCACUCCUGGCGACACUAUCUCGGCCUACGUCUUUGCCACACAGCCGAGCGUGAUAAUGUCACGCACUUAUGUGACACAGGAGCAGUACAGAAACUUUCACACGCUGAAGAUAGGGGAUUGCAUUCCGUGCACGAUCAGGGACAUCUCGCAGGACGGCGUGAGAGUUAUCUUGCCCGUCGAGGAUUACUCCACAUUCGGAUUUAUCUCAUACAAGAAUAUUAGCGACUUCGAGCUGUUGCGUGUGAAUCAGAUAUUGCUCGUUAAAAUUACGGCUAUUAACAAACGAGAGAAACAAUUGACGCUGACGAUGGGGUUGAAAGACGUGUGGGAGAGCUCUGUCGAGCACGGGAUGAAGAUGCUGUCGGCGGUGGAUGUCUUGAGCUUAUACCUCAAUAAAUUGUUGGAGCUGGCGACUAAUGCGUUUUACGAGAACAAACCGAUUUCGUUGGUGACUUUGGGUCAUAAAGUCACAGGCGAGAUCGAGAAGAUCACCGACCACGGUCUCGUACUUCGACUAGAUAAUAAACUGACGGGCGUAGUGCGCAAGGAUCAUUACACCGUCGAGCCUAAAGUCGGAGAUAAGGUGUUCGGUACAGUUUUGUGGAAGAACUAUGUCCACGACUUCGUGGACGUGUCAUUGUUACCAAGGAUCGUGAACGGGAUCAGCUCCAAGCAAAGAAAACUACCGGAGCUUCCUGACAAGCUUGUGCUGAGAGGAGAGAUCCUGAUGAUCAGCAACUGGUUGCUAAUCGUCCUCGUGAAACGUCACGGUUCAGGAUAUUUAGUGGCUUUGCCGGUCCGUCGACACCUGAACGAUCUUUCUCCUGACUUGACGCCUUACACGGUGCACGCUAAGAUCCGAUUGUACGUGGUAAUGGCGAGAAAUCAGUGCGGUAUCGUUCCGAUUGGAAUGCUGAAAUCUGCGUUCGAAACUCCAAAAAAAGAGACACAGCCGCUGUCUAGCACAAAUAAAAAAUUGAAGAGAAAAAUGUCCGAGCAACAAGAUACUGCCUCAACGAGCAUGAUGCUUAAAAAACCGAAGAGGGAAACAACGACUGAUGAUGGUGUUGGCAGCGACAGAAAACUCAAAAGUAAAAUCGAUAAAACAGCCUGUCUAAAGAAAAGUGAGACCAGCGGAUUCAUCCACUCUUCCGACGAAAGUGAUGCAGAAGAUAAGUUGCCGACAAAAAGAUCACAUAUUCCAGAAUGCGGAUUUAAUUGGCACAAUAAAACAGGUUCAGCUGUAGUAGCUGUCAGCGAGACGUCCAGCGAUGAUGAAGAGAAGAGCACGGACGAGCUGAAGCGAAAGAAGAAGAAGCUGAGCGCAGCCGAACGUCGGGAAGAGGAACGGCGGAAGGAACGCGAGAUUCGCCAGCGGGAAGAGGCUUCAGCGAGCAAUCAGGUGCCCAACUCCAUCGACCAAUUUGACAGAUUGGUUCUGUCCAGUCCGGACAGCUCGUUGGUGUGGCUGCAAUAUAUGGCGUACCAUUUGCAAGCCACAGAGAUCGACAAAGCGAGGUCGGUCGCGAGACGGGGUAUCAAGACAAUUAACUUCCGUGAAGAAAACGAGCGUCUGAACCUGUGGAGCGCUUGGCUCAAUUUGGAGUCCAGAUACGGCACGUCUGAGUCCCUGAACGACGUGUUCCAGGAGGCGGUGAAGGCAAACGACGCUUCGAAGGUGUACACGCAUAUGCUGAACGUGCAUGUGGAUGCCGGUAGGCAGGCCGAGCUGGAAAAGUUGAUCACCAUUAUGACUGGCAAAUUCAAGCAAAACCCUGAGACAUGGGUGGACUGCGGUACAGCGUUCCUGAAAAUUGGACUGAAAGAGAAGUCCCGGUAUACCAUGCAAAGAGCAUUGCAAUCUUUGCCUACGUCUCAGCAUGUAAACUUGAUAGUGAGAUUCGCGAAUUUAGAGAACAAACUAGGAGACAAGGAGCGAUCGCAGACAUUAUUCGAGCAGAUCCUGAGCUCCUAUCCUAAGCGCGUCGACGUGUGGUCUUCUUACGUAGAUUGCUUGGUAAAAACCGAGGAUUUCGACAUAGCCAGAAAAGUAUUGGAACGAGCAGUUGCCCAGACUCUCCCAGUAAGAAAAAUGAAAACGCUGUUCAAGAAGUUCAUUAGUUUUGAGGAGAAGUACGGUACACCCGAGGCCGUAGCUCACGUACAGCAGAUGGUUACCGAUUAUGUAGAGAAACAAUGUAGCAAUGAAUCGACGUAAAGUUGUAUAUAAAACAGUUUGUACAUUAUAAGUUGUAUAUAAAACAGUUUGUACAUUAUAAGUUCUAUAUAAAACAGUUUGUACAUUAUAAUUGGAUAAAAGAAAACGA